GUGGGUGCGCGGCCGCGGCUGCGGCUUUCGGCGGGUCCCGUGAAAAUGGCGCCGUAGGCGGGAGCGGGAGGUGCCGCCGGCUCCCUGCGCUGCCGACCGGGCGGCGCGUCCUCGCCCCUCUCCUUCCCUCCGCCACCCCGCCGUGCUCCGGCUCUGCCGCCCGCUCCCGGCCCCCGCGCCACCUCCUGCCUCCCGCGCGGCGAUGGCGACUCCGGACCAAAAAUCCCCCAACGUUCUGCUGCAGAGCCUCUGCUGCCGCAUCCUGGGCAAGAGCGAAGCUGAUGCAGCCCAACAGUUUCAGUAUGCAGUGAGAGUUAUUGGAAGCAAUUUUGCUCCCACUGUUGAGCGUGAUGAGUUUCUUGUAGCAGAGAAAAUCAAGAAAGAACUUGUGCGGCAAAGAAGGGAAGCAGAUGCUGCUUUGUUUUCAGAACUCUACAGAAAACUCGGUUCACAGGGCAUUUUGAAAAACAAAUGGUCAAUACUCUACCUCCUGCUUAGCCUUAGUGAGGAUCCACGUAAGCAGUCUAACAAGGUGUCAAGUUAUGCCACGCUUUUUGCUCAAGCAUUGCCACGGGAUGCUCACUCAACCCCUUAUUACUAUGCCAGGCCUCAGACCCUUCCAUUGAAUUACCAAGACCGCAGUGCUCAGUCUGCCCAGAGUUCCUGCAGCAUGGGCAGCAGUGGGAUCAGCAGCAUCAGCCUGUAUGCCCUAAAUGGGCCAACUCCAACUCCACAGUCACUCAUUCCAGGACAAUCCUAUCAAGCUCCGGGUGUUGGAGAUUGCCUCCGUCAGCAGCUAGGUUCACGUCUUGCGUGGACUUUAACUGCAAGCCAGCCUUCCUUACAAAGCACUACCUCAAAAGGCUUUUCAAAUGCUGUCUCUCGUGGUGUGCCAAGGUCGAGGCGAGAAGGGGACACAAGUGGUUCUGUUGAAAUAACAGAAGCAAAUCUUGUAAGAGAUGUUUUAUAUGUCUUCCAGGGAAUAGAUGGAAAAAACAUCAAAAUGUGCAAUUCUGAAAAUUGCUAUAAAGUGGAGGGAAAGGUGAGCUUGUCGAAAUCUCUCCGAGAUACUACAAGCAGACUUGCAGAGUUGGGGUGGCUACAUAACAAAAUAAGAAAAUAUACAGACCAGAGGAGUUUGGAUCGUGCAUUUGGACUGGUGGGACAGAGUUUUUGUGCAGCCUUACAUCAGGAACUUAAAGAAUACUACCGACUUCUGUCUGUUUUACAUUCUCAGUUACAACUGGAAGAUGACCAGGGCGUGAAUUUGGGACUUGAGAGCAGUUUAACACUUCGCCGUCUUCUGGUCUGGACAUAUGACCCCAAAAUAAGGUUAAAGACUCUUGCAGCACUUGUUGAUCACUGUCAAGGGAGAAAAGGUGGUGAACUAGCCUCAGCAGUUCAUGCCUAUACUAAAACAGGAGAUCCCUACAUGAGAUCUCUGGUUCAGCACAUUCUUGGCCUAGUAUCCCAUCCUGUACUGAACUUCCUCUAUCGCUGGAUUUAUGAUGGAGAGCUGGAGGAUACAUACCAUGAGUUUUUUGUAGCUUCAGAUCCUACAGUUAAAACUGAUCGGUUGUGGCAUGACAAAUACACUUUGAGGAAAUCAAUGAUCCCAUCUUUUAUUACAAUGGAGCAGUCAAAAAAGGUCCUUUUAAUAGGAAAAUCUAUAAACUUCUUGCAUCAAGUUUGUCAUGACCAAACUCCAUCCACAAAGAUGAUUGCUGUUGCAAAAUCUGCAGAGUCUUCAAAAGAUGCUGCUGAUUUGUUCACAGAUCUGGAAAAUGCAUUUCAAGAGAAAAUUGAUGCAGCUUAUUUUGAAACCAGCAAAUACCUGCUGGAUGUUCUCAAUAAGAAGUACAAUUUGCUGGAGCACAUGCAGGCCAUGAGGCGCUACUUGUUACUUGGUCAAGGAGACUUUAUCAGGCAUUUAAUGGACUUGCUCAAGCCAGAGCUUGCACGACCAGCUACAACCUUGUAUCAGCAUAAUCUAACUGGAAUCCUGGAAACGGCGGUGAGGGCCACGAAUGCCCAGUUCGAUAAUCCUGAGAUUCUCAAGCGAUUGGAUGUUCGACUUCUGGAGGUAUCUCCUGGGGACACUGGAUGGGAUGUCUUCAGCUUGGACUAUCAUGUUGAUGGGCCGAUAGCAACGGUAUUUACACGUGAGUGCAUGAGCCACUAUCUAAGAGUAUUUAAUUUCCUUUGGAGAGCAAAGAGAAUGGAGUACAUUCUUACUGAUAUAUGGAAAGGGCACAUGUGCAAUGCAAAGCUUCUGAAAAGCAUGCCAGAGCUUUCUGGCGUGCUGCAUCAGUGUCACGUUUUGGCAUCAGAAAUGGUCCAUUUCAUUCAUCAAAUGCAGUAUUACAUUACAUUUGAGGUGCUUGAAUGUUCAUGGGAUGAACUCUGGAACAAGGUCCAACAAGCACAGGACCUGGAUCACAUCAUUGCAGCUCAUGAAGUUUUUCUGGAUACAAUCAUAGCUCGGUGCUUACUGGAUAGUGAUUCCAGGGUACUUCUCAAUCAGCUUCGAGCAGUUUUUGACCAGAUCAUUGAGCUCCAGAAUGCCCAAGAUGCAAUGUACAGAGCUGCUCUGGAGGAGCUGCAGCUGAGGUUGCAAUUUGAAGAGAGGAAAAAACAGCGUGAACUUGAGGGCAAGUGGGGUGUAACUGCAUCAGAAGAGGAAGAAGAGAACAAGAGGAUGAAAGAAUUUCAAGACUCAAUACCUAAAAUGUGCUCACAGCUGCGAAUACUCACUCACUUUUACCAGGGAAUCGUCCAGCAGUUCUUGGUCCUGCUGACAACCAGUUCAGACGAGAGCCUUCGGUUCCUGAGCUUCAGGCUGGACUUCAACGAGCACUACAAGGCCAGAGAGCCGCGGCUGCGAGUGUCGCUGGGCACGCGGGGCAGGCGGAGCUCUCACAUGUGACACAGCUGCCAGGGCCACCCGCAGCCAGCAGCCACACUGUGGGAUCAGUGUCUCCAUUGCUGCAGGCAACAUGUUCUCAGCCAGUGCUUGUGUGACACUGGAUAGCAGAAAGCAAAAAAAGCAGGGUUUUUUACACUGAUGUUUCUAGAAUUGCCAGACUCUAUGGGCUGAUUGAACCUCAUCCAAUCAACUUGUUAAACCAUCCUUUUAAAUAAAUGCCAAUUUUAUUUGAAGCUUUCUGAGCUUUUUCCACUGUAACUUAUAUCUGUGUCAAAGAAAUCACAUGUUCUUUUGUUUAUAGAAAGCACCAUUUCCUUUUUUAAUAAGAAAAUAAGAAGGUUAUUUUUUCUAUAUGUACUUGUUCUAUUUGAAGAGAGCUUUUGUUAAAGCAAACAGAUCAGGACCCAGACCUAUUGUCCUUGUUAAGAAGCUAUACAGCAUUUCAUUAUGCUGAUUUUCAGUGUUGUGAUGUGUUUGACUGUGUGAGAAACUUUGUAUCAGGAGACAUAUAAAGUUAUAUUUAAUUUUUUGUUGUUUUCAAAGUUAAAAACCUGGAAUAAAAAUUUAGUGGGGAAAUUCUAUGGUUACUGUACAGGAGCAAACUAUAAAAGCAGAGUCAGGAGUGUAUCUGUUGCACAUAAGAUCUAAAAAUGGGGUUUAAGCCUCAGUACUGAAGGAGAGUGUUGGUUAAUCUUGACUGCUUAAUGUUCAAAAUCAGAUCUGUAGAAACAAACUGACUUGGCUAAUGUUGACUUCAUUCUCUUCACUUUCCUAUUUUUUUCAUUGUAAAUAUUUAUAUAUUGCUGUCCAGAUGUUGGGGAGAGGGGGAUUCUUCUUUUGCAAAGUUGUCAUUAUAUCAGGUCAUUUACUAUGUUCCACAAGUGCGAGCUUAGAAAAAUAAAAACACAAUUAUCUUUCA
This is a messenger RNA of Onychostruthus taczanowskii (white-rumped snowfinch), 3845 nucleotides long. RefSeq names its product tubulin gamma complex associated protein 3 (gene TUBGCP3). Gene Ontology annotation, cellular component: gamma-tubulin small complex; centrosome; spindle pole. Bases 203 to 2926 code for a protein of 907 amino acids. Gene Ontology annotation, biological process: spindle assembly; meiotic cell cycle; mitotic cell cycle. The transcript has 22 exons. Lineage: Eukaryota; Metazoa; Chordata; Aves; Passeriformes; Passeridae. The record is from RefSeq and is a predicted model, not a curated record. Gene Ontology annotation, molecular function: gamma-tubulin binding; microtubule minus-end binding.